This is a messenger RNA of Photinus pyralis (common eastern firefly), 2784 nucleotides long. RefSeq lists its product as uncharacterized. The coding region runs from base 541 to 2727 and encodes 728 amino acids. The transcript is spliced from 2 exons. The record is from RefSeq and is a predicted model, not a curated record. Lineage: Eukaryota; Metazoa; Arthropoda; Insecta; Coleoptera; Lampyridae.
CCUAGUAACUCGACCUACUACAGAAAUGACAUUUUUGAAUUUCCUAUAUCUACAAACCGAGUUCUACCUAAUGCUAUUAAAAACAUUUCAAUCGAGUGAAUGGUUGCGAAGUUAUUAGCUAUCCCAAUUUAGUAUGUCUAGUUGGGUAUCGGAUAAAUUAGAUAGAAAGUCUAUUUACUUGGUUGAUUUGGUUUUUCCUUAAUACGAACCUUCUUCUUGACUAUCGUAAAACCUAGUAACUCGACUUACAUCAUUUACGUAAUGGAAUUGUACAAAUUUAUCAUUGUGGCAAUUACUUACUAUUGUAACAUAUUCAUAUUUACAAUAAUAAAACAUCUUAAAUCUACUAAAUAAAACUAAAACGAACAAAAUUCCAAUAAAGUACUAUCGUAUAUCGAGUUGUCGGGAUUAAAAGUAGCAAUAUUGCACAUGCGCAAGUAUAUUUACACUUGAUUAAUUAGAAUAGACGUUAUAUAUUUCACUUGAGUGUCGGACGUCAACCGGGUUGGAAUUAAGACGUGUAUCUUGUGAGUGGAGAAAAUGAAUCGAGGGCAAAAAUUGGUAAAUCUGGCCGCUGAAAGCAGAAAUUAUACCGUAGAUGAGAUUACGAGAAAAUCAGUAUUGGAGGAAUCUCCUUCACCUAUGGAUGAUUCAGACGAAGAUCCGGAUUUUGAUCCAGACAAGCCCGUCAAACAAAGCGGCCGAAAAGAGAUUCCGAGACAUUUUACCCAAAAAGAUCUUUCCUUAACGAAUAAUUUACAUAAAAAAGAACCACAACGAAAAAAAAAUAAACUAUGGCAGUAUACUGAUCAGACUAUGAUCUUUCCAAGUCCCGAGCCUUGGGAAAGUGAAGGUUUGAGAAAUGUAAGUGAUUAUACCGAUCUUGUGCUUCAAUACUGGAAGGAGAAUGUAGACAACACACCUUUAGAUGUACCUGACGAAAGAAAUGAAACUGUCACACGCAAAAAAACUAACAAGAACAGCAAGAUUUCAAACGAUAAACUAAGGUCACCAUGUAAAACGAAUUGUAGAAGGCGCUGUAGAGAACGAGUAUCAGAAAAUGAAAGGCGGAAAGUAUUCGAAUAUUUUAAUAAACUUGAAUUCUCGAAUAAACAAUUACUUUUGGACAAAUACAUACAAAAAAAAGAAGUAAAAUACCGGAAGGUCGAUGCAGAAAAGAAUAAAAAAUUUACUGUUUCCUAUACACUUCCCACGUUUAAAGAAGAAAAUAAUUCGUCUGACUCUAUUGUCGCCGAAAGCAGUUCUAGAUGUGGACCGAUUGUUGUGUGUAAAGAAAUGUUUCUUCGUACUCUUGGGAAAAAAUCAGAUGGGAUGAUCACCUGCUUCCUACAAAGGACGGCCAAUGAUCUUCCUAAUCUUCAAGAUAAACGAGGAGCGGCCCACGCCAGAAAAAUGAAAGAAGUUGCGUCAGAAAACUACAAUGUAAUUAAAAACCAUAUAGAAACAUACCAUCCCCAGGUAUCGCACUACAACAUUUCUCACGCUCCACACAGAAGGUACCUUCCUCCGGAUUUAUCCAUUCAUCAAAUGCACAAGGAUUUUAGCUCAAAAAUCAAGACUGUCAGCUACGAGACGUAUAGGAAGGUUUUUGAAAAAGAAAACAUUGGCUUUUCUGCACCCACGCAAGAUGACUGCGGUUUGUGCGCAGUGUAUAAGCAGCAUGCCCAUAAAACCGACGAUCCUACGACGGAAACUUCUAGUCAAGAAGAGAAAGAGCAAAUUGAUCCAAAUGUCUCUUCUAAUGCGAAAAGCGAUUGUGAUACUUGUGAGAAAUACCAAUUACACAAAAAAAGAUAUACUAUAGCUAGACAGAUGUACACCAAAGACAGUUCAGGUGGUUUCGAUAAUGAUACAGAAAUAUAUGCCGUGGACAUGCAGAAAGUUUUACUUCUACCGAAGAUGUCAACCAAGGAUUCAUUCUUUGUUAGUAGGUUGGUGGUUUUUCAUGAAACCUUUGCUAAUUUGAAAUCAAAAGGAUACAACAAAUGCAUACUGUGGCACGAGGCUAUAAUGGGUCGAAACGCAGCUGACGUCGCGUCAGCGUACUACAACGUGGUCACGAAGUUACAGAAUGAAACAAAGCACUUAAUCUUCUGGUGCGAUAACUGCACCUCCCAAAACAAAAAUUGGACACUUUUUACGGCCUGUAUUACAUUUGUUAAUCAAGAUUGGGGUCCCGAAAGUAUAACUUUUAAAUACUUUGAGCCGGGGCAUAGCUUCAUGAAAGCUGAUUCAAUACAUGGACAGAUUGGCAAAAAGUGGAGUAAGUCAAAAGAGAUUUUGGACAUGGAAGACCUUGAAAAACUGAUGAAGUCUGCAAAUAAGUUGAAUGAGGUAACAACAUUAAGGUUUGACGACUUUAGAAAAUUUGAGAACGGAUGCAUGCAGAAAAAGAAAACCAACUGUAUGCCAAAAUUGAAUGAUAUUAAAUCGGUACUAUUUAAAAAGGGGUCCACCAAGAUUUUUUAUAAGUGCGAACUUGAACAUGAAGAGUUCCAAGAGGCGACGGUUCUUAAACCCAAGUUUAAACCACAAAUUCCCGAAAAGCAGGGCGCAGAUAGGGGAAUCAAUACAAAAAAAAAGGAGGCUAUUUCAAAAGUAUUGUUGCCUUCUAUGCCUUCUAGGAAGCAGAUGUUUUGGCAGAACCUUCCAAAUUUUGAUGACAAAGAAGAUCUUGGAAAGUCAAAUGCAGAAUUUGUUGUUUAGAGUAUUAUUUGUUCCUUAUUUUGCUUUUUUCUAAAGGGUUCCUAUUUUUUGUUUGUA